CAUCAAACGGUGACUGUAGCAUAAAAAAUACCUUCAACAUAUUCAACAUAUACCCAGUUGCAGCACACAUUACGCAGCAUAAAGUGCAGCAAAAGCAGUUACAAUAACACAACAGCGAAUCAACUGUUUAGGCAAAGUGAGAAAAAGGACACCGCUCAUCACUUCGGCAGCUAGAUCACACGCCAAAGUCAGAACAGCCUAUUUAUGUCGCAAAAAAUGGGAGUUUGAAGAGCUUCUCGUAGUAGGCGCAGGCCCAUCGAUAAGAAACUAUGACGCAUCCGGAAGACAGACGGAACACAACACUGUGACGUAUUAGAACGGAGUGGGCUACGAGCGAGAGAACCAAACUCCCCCCUCUCAAAGGCCAUCUAGGGAAAGGCCAAUUUUGCAAAGGAUAACGAAACGAACGACACAAACGCACACGUUGCAAUGGCACAAAAGCAAACGCAAUCGGCGGUACCGUUGUCAGCGAUCGAACCGCACCAACGGAUACAGAAGCUCGUCGCGGAUAGUCAGCGGGUUUCGAUUGAUCCGACCAUGCCUAUCAAUCGGUACUAUCGUUCCGGAAGCCAAAUCGUCGAGACGGCGGAUCGGUCGCUGCGUGAGGGUAAGCUGGAGAAGGCCUUCACCUUCUAUCUUCGUUUCGUGACCAUCUUCUUAGAGCUGAUACAGCAGCACCCGGGGUUUCGGUCGGUGCUACCGCAGGAUAAACAACAGACGAAAGCUAAAAUCAAGGAGAUUAUGCCAAAGGCGGAAGUCAUACGCAAAAAGCUGCUCGCGAUGUAUACGGCUGAAUACGAGCGGUACUUGGUACAGGCACAGCAAACAGCACGAGAGGCAAAGGAAGCCGAACGGGAGGAACAGGAACGAGCGGCACUGGAGAAAGCGUUGGACCAUCCGUCUUCAGUUGCAGCGACCGUAUCACCGGCACCAUCGGCGCCGAGCUACAUUUCCGUAAUCAGUGAACAGGACGCUAAGUUGAUGGAUCAAGUGUUUUAUCCGAGCGAGUUUCUGACCGACCGCACCCGGAUCAGCGGUCAACCGGCUGGUGGAGGCCUCUUGCUACCGGAUGCCAAUCGGAAGGUGGACCGAUCGCUGAAACCACAAACAGUAGUACCGUCGGUGCCAUCGGCCCAGGCGGCGGCCAUCACCUCUGCAACCGGGUUUCGCGCGAUUACCGUACCUUCGGACACGAUGCGCAAGUUCCUGGCCGUGGCUGCUGCCAACACCCACGCCAACCUGGAAACGUGUGCCAUUCUCGCUGGUACCUUACGCCAAUCCGCCUUCUUCAUUACGCAUGUGAUCUUUCCGAAGCAGACCGGCACGUCCGACAGCUGCAACACGAUGAACGAGGAGGAGAUAGCGGACGUGCAGGAUCGUCACAAUUUGAUCACGCUUGGAUGGAUACACACGCAUCCCUCACAGACGGCUUUUCUGUCGUCGGUUGAUCUGCACACACAUUGUUCCUAUCAGCUGAUGCUAGAGGAAGCGAUUGCCAUCGUUUGCUCACCAAAGCACCAAGAAACCGGAUUCUUCAAUCUUACACCAGUAGGCAUGGAUUCCAUCUCCCAGUGUCGCCAAACAGGCUUUCAUCCGCACUCCUCUGGUUCGCCUCUGUUUGCGGAAGCUCAACACAUAAUACUGAGCGAUGCUGUCGCUGUCGAUACGAUCGACCUCCGAUGAAUCCGCUCCUGCCGUCUCUAUUGUUUAAUUUUUGCCUGUUGUGAUGUUGUUUUCCUGUUCAUUUUUAUUUGAGUUUGUAAAUACGCUUCGAUAUCGCUUUGGUGAUAUUAGGCAUAGAAGAUAUACGCGAUCAUUAUUAUUCAAUCAUUAGAAAGCCGUGCGUAUAUCUGCAUUAACGUAAGUACGACCUACUACGCCACAAUAUGUUCUUUUUCGAAUUGCAGCGGCACGUUGCACCAAGCUUUGCCUGUUCAUGUAGCUGGCAAAAAGGGAAACAUAUUUUACAUGCCUGCCGCUAACUCGCUAUAUAGUGUUGAUGAAUGUACUAAACUGGAUUAGAGUGGAAAAAUAUAUUAUACUGAUUGGGCACUAUGCCGUUGCACGACACGAGGAAUUGAAUCGGAGUCAUUGAUGCUAGCGGGUGCUUGCUCCAGAUUGUCCCGAAGUGAUCAGACCGAGAGGAAGAGAAAGAGAAAGAGAUCUCUUAUUAAAUUAUUACUGAAUUAUAUUUAAAUAUUGAAAGUGCCUCAGAACUGGAUACUGGUGAAUGCUAGGAAUGAACGUUUGUUUCUUUGAGCUGCUUUAUCACAAUCUACGCAAUAAAAAGAUAUUUCAUCUGUGUA
Messenger RNA from Anopheles aquasalis, 2306 nucleotides. Its product is annotated as STAM-binding protein-like. Gene Ontology annotation, biological process: protein K63-linked deubiquitination. Gene Ontology annotation, cellular component: endosome; membrane. Gene Ontology annotation, molecular function: metal-dependent deubiquitinase activity; K63-linked deubiquitinase activity; protein binding. The record is from RefSeq and is a predicted model, not a curated record. Lineage: Eukaryota; Metazoa; Arthropoda; Insecta; Diptera; Culicidae.